GUAACCACAGGUCCUCUCCCACAGCUCCCAGAGCCACACAACUGAAAUUUUACAACAAUCGUUCCCUACAGGGACUGUCCCCACCCCCUUCACUCGGAUUCAGCACGGAUCCGCACGGCACGGCUCGACUCGGUGCCAGCCUCGGCCCUCCUCCAGGGCUGCCUGAGCCGGUGUUUGAUUGGAUUAGAGUCGGCUAGCCUUUGCCCUCUAACCCCGCUGAUGUUGACUGGCUGCUUCCUGCUCCCUCCGCUCCCCCUGACCGACUGACGAAGCCUGUCGAAGCCGCACGGCGAAGCGUCCAGCACGGACACAGCCGCGUCAAACGGAGCAGACCACAGCAAAAACACGAAACAGACAGACAGGCGGAGGAAGAAAACUAGGCAGCCAUGCGGAGGAAAUCGAGGAUAUUGUUAUGUUUUGCCGUGCUGUGGGUGCUGGGGAUAGCCUACUACUUCUACUCGGGGACAGCGUUGAGUCGAAAGGAUGAUUGGGGCUCCAGUGACUUGUCCAGAAGCAAAGCUCACCACUCUGACGACAAGUCUCACAGCCUGGAGACUCUGCCGCCAGGUAAGGUGCGCUGGCAGGAUUUUGACCAGGAUCUGUACGUUGGAGCCACAGUUGUCCGACCAGGUCAAGAUCCGUAUGCCAGGAACAAGUUCAACCAGGUGGAGAGCGACAAACUCCGUAUGGACAGAGCCGUGCCUGACACGAGACAUGAUCAUUGCAGACAUAAGCAGUGGAAGUCAGACCUGCCAGCCUCCAGUGUCGUCAUCACCUUCCACAAUGAAGCUCGUUCUGCUCUGCUGCGCACCGUCGUCAGUGUCCUGAAGAAAAGUCCUCCUCACUUGGUCAAAGAGAUCAUUCUGGUUGAUGACUACAGUGAUAACCCGGAGGAUGGGGCGCUGCUGGGGAAGAUUGAAAAAGUGCGUGUGUUGAGAAACGACCGCAGAGAAGGACUGAUGCGUUCAAGGGUUCGUGGUGCAGACGCCGCCACGGCACCAGUCCUCACCUUCCUGGACUCUCACUGUGAAUGUAAUGACCACUGGCUGGAGCCACUACUGGAGAGAGUGGCUGAGGACAAGACCAGGGUGGUUUCUCCCAUCAUCGAUGUCAUCAACAUGGACAAUUUCCAGUACGUAGGAGCCUCGGCUGAUCUGAAAGGAGGUUUUGACUGGAAUUUGGUGUUUAAAUGGGAUUACAUGACUCCCGAUCAGAGACGAGCCAGACAAGGCAACCCGAUCGCCCCCAUAAAGACUCCGAUGAUAGCAGGAGGUCUAUUUGUCAUGGAUAAGGAAUACUUUGAGCAGCUGGGAAAGUACGACAUGAUGAUGGAUGUAUGGGGAGGAGAAAACCUGGAGAUCUCAUUUCGUGUGUGGCAGUGUGGUGGAAGUCUGGAAAUCAUUCCCUGCAGCAGAGUUGGCCAUGUCUUCAGAAAGCAGCAUCCAUACACCUUCCCUGGGGGCAGUGGGACUGUGUUUGCAAGGAACACGAGGAGAGCUGCAGAGGUGUGGAUGGAUGAGUAUAAAAACUUCUACUAUGCUGCCGUCCCUUCAGCGAGAAAUGUCCCCUACGGAAAUAUCCAGAGUCGCUUGGAGAUGAAGAAGAGAUUAGGCUGCAAGCCGUUCAAAUGGUACCUGGAGAAUGUCUACCCUGAACUGCGAGUCCCAGAUCACCAGGACAUCGCGUUUGGAGCCUUGCAGCAGGGAGGAAACUGUCUGGACACCCUGGGGCAUUUUGCUGACGGGGUGGUGGGCGUCUAUGAAUGCCACAACGCAGGGGGAAACCAGGUAGCGUUACUGCGACGACACACACAGGAGUGGGCCCUGACCAAGGACAAGUCAGUCAAGCACAUGGACUUGUGUCUGACUGUGGUGGACAGAACGGCUGGUUCCCUCAUCAAGCUACAAGGCUGUCGAGAGAACGACAGCAGACAGAAAUGGGAGCAGAUUGAGUCCAACUCGAAACUUCGUCACGUGGGCAGUAACCUCUGCCUGGACAGCCGCAGUGCCAGGAUGGGCGGACUCACUGUGGAGGUCUGCAGCCCGAGCCUCAACCAGCAGUGGAAGUUCACCCUCAACUUACAGUCAUAGGGGACGCUACAGACCCCAGGAAGAGUUGGAUGUUUGAUAGAGACACCAACAGACUCUGAGGCGCGGAUAGAGAUGGAAAUGGACUCGAGGAGAAAGACACAAUUCUGGUGGUUUAAUGGAUCCCUCUCGCUCCUCCUCAGAGGUGCAGCCAGUCACGUCUAUACGCCUCUCCCCCACCUCACCCCUCCUCUAGAAAAACAAACAGGGAGCCACACCAAGUGGGGGAGGGGCUUGUAGACCGUAAUGGAGUGAACAGGAAACUGGCUGCAUGUGGUGGAUUGGUGGUGACACUGAUGAUCACGAUGAGGAUAAAAGCAAUGAAGAGGCUUCCCAUCCGAACUACAUACCUCAGUGUUUUUUCAUUGAUGGUUCCAGAUGCAAAUGAUGAGUGGUUUUUUUUUUUUCCUGUUCUUUUACAUUCUUUAAUGCUGGUGAAAUUGAACUCUGUGAUGUUUUUACUUUGUAAUUAUUUUAUUUUCCUAUUAAUAUAUUUUUUAUUUCUUCUUGUUAAUUCUCCACGGAGGUUCACGGGAGCUUUCUUUUUGUUCUCGAAAGAAUCCAAUGUCAGUGUUCCUCCAGUGCUCCUUCUUUGUUUUUACCACACUGAGGUUGUGGUUUCCAGUGGGGUUUGGAUGUACAGUGAAGUGAAGGGAGGAAAUGGACUCAGUUCCUUGAGCUUUUCCUCUUGUUUGACUCUCAUUGGUUUACAGGAUCAACAGAAAAGAUAGGCGAGGUGGCGAGAAGAAAGACGUGUGUUCUGCUUUGUUUUCUAUACAGUUUUUCCUGCAGAUUGUGUCGUGGGGGAGGGGAAGGGGGUUUGGGCAGGAGAUUCUCUACUUUGGAUGGAAGUACAUUUCUUGAAACCAGGAACAAGUGUCUUCAAGCCCACCCUUAGGAUUUCCUUUUUUUCUUCAAGCUGUGGCACUGGCUGCUGCAGCGUCUUCUACACCGUUCUGUCUCCUGAGAAACAAUACACAGAAAAAAAUA
Molecule: messenger RNA, 3077 nt
Organism: Scatophagus argus
Lineage: Eukaryota; Metazoa; Chordata; Actinopteri; Scatophagidae
Gene: galnt2
Product: UDP-N-acetyl-alpha-D-galactosamine:polypeptide N-acetylgalactosaminyltransferase 2
Exons: 16
Coding region: 387-2090 (567 amino acids)
Cellular component (GO): Golgi apparatus
Source: RefSeq, a predicted model, not a curated record